CCUAAAACCACCAAUGACUCCAUACAGACACUAUCAAUCCGUGGAUCCCCGAUAACGAUAAGAUAAAAAUUUCCCUCUUUCAACCACCACCACCAUCAAUCAUCCUACACAACACCAUGUCUUUGAAUGUCAUCGCCCUCAUCUCAGGGGGCAAAGACUCCCUCUACUCCAUCCUCCACUGCAUCCGCAACGGCCACAACGUCGUCGCCCUCGCCAACCUCCACCCCGCACCCUCCCACAAUGCCCCUCACACCUCCCAAUCCGGCGACCAAGAACAAGAACAAGAGGAAGAAGACAUAGAUAGCUUCAUGUACCAAACCAUCGGCCACAGCAUCAUCCCCCUUUACGAGAAAGCUCUCUCCAUCCCUCUUUACCGUGGCGCCAUCGCCGGUUCCGCAGUCGACACAUCGCGCAUCUACCGUUCAAACGACCCCACCCCCACCGACUCAAACCAAACCGCCGACUCAAACGAAGACGAAACCGAAUCCCUCAUCCCCCUCCUAAAGCGCAUCCUCCAAGCCCACCCAGAAACUAACGCCGUCUGCGCCGGCGCCAUCCUCUCCACCUACCAGCGCACGCGCAUCGAAGACGUCGCCGCCCGUCUGCGUCUAACUCCGCUCGCCUGGCUAUGGAUGUACCCGUCUUUGCCGGGGGCAGAUCUCUUGGCAGAUAUGGCAGCCGUGGGGUGCGAGGCGCGCAUAGUGAAGGUCGCGUCGGGGGGCCUAGACGAAGGGUUCUUGUGGGGUGAUGUUGCGGAUGGGAUGGGGAAGACGCGGCGGUCGUUGGAGCGCGUUAUGGGGAGGUUUGUCGGGGGAAAGGAGUGGAAGGGGGGGAGGAUUGAUGUGCAAGGUGUGGAGGUGGGUGUUGGGGAGGGGGGUGUUGCGUUUUUGAGGCUGAGGGGGGCGAGGGUUGUUGAGAGGGGGGAAGGCGAGGAGGAUGGGGUUGAGCCGGGGGAUGUGAGGAGGCCGGAUUUGUUGGAUGCGCCGUUUGAGGCUGUGUUGGGAGGGUUGGAGGGUGAUUGGGAGAAGGGGUUCGCGGAGGAGGAGGAGGAGGGAGUGGUUGGCACCAUGGCGGUGCCGGAGGUCUCCCAGGCGAAGGACGGCUCGACAUGGUCGGUUUCCAACAUCACUGCGCCCGAGGCUGGUCCUGGCGCCGGCGAGCAGAUGGACGCGAUCGCGAGGAAGAUACGAGCGCUACUAGGCGAGACGAGAACCCCCUCGGAUAUCGUCUUCACAACCGUCCUGCUGCGCGACAUGGCCGACUUCCCCGGCAUGAACGCCGUCUACAACUCCCUGUUCGACAAGCCCAACCCCCCCGCGAGAGCUACGGUCGCGUGCGGAGACCGACUACCAGACGAUGUCCAGGUCAUGGUGUCGCUGGUGGUGGACCUGGGCGCGAGAGAUCUACGACUGGGCCUCCAUGUGCAGUCGCGGUCGUACUGGGCUCCGGCGAACAUCGGCCCAUACUCGCAGGCCCUGUCCAUCCCGCUACACGGCGCAGAGCGCCUCGUCUACAUCGCCGGCCAGAUCCCGCUGGAGCCGGCGUCUAUGGAACUGGCUGGGUUGGAGAAGCCCUGGGCCGAGGGGUACGCCCUACGGACUGUGUUGUCGCUGCAGCAUCUGUGGCGCAUUGGGGCGGCCGUGCAGGCGACCUGGUGGUUGGGAACGGUGGCUUUCGUGACCGGGAGCGAGAACAUCGAAACCAAGGUGAAGAUGGCAUGGCGGUCGUGGGCCGCCAUGCACCGUCCGCCAUGCGACGACGACGCGGACGAGGAAGAGCCGACGCUGGACGCGUGGGACAUCAAGUAUGGCCGUCGAGCGCCCGAGCAAUUGGAGACCGAAGACCCUACGCUUCCCGACUUCACGCUUGUCGAGUCGGACGUCCUGGUUCCGCCGUUCCUCGCCGUCCAGGUCGAGCAACUGCCGCGCGGGAGUGACAUUGAAUGGCAGGGUCUGGGCUGCCAGUGCGCCGGCUUGAAGUUGGCCGCUCAGGACCGCGACCAUGGACGCCAGACCGACACGACCACGUCCCACGGUCUGCGCUACACGGGGAUCGAGAUCGACCACGGCGCGGAGCUAGAGAAAUGUCUGCAAGGGGUACUGGCAGCCUUCUCCGAAUCCGACGGCCAACACGCUGUCCUCUAUACCUCGCAGCCGGUGUCGUCCACCUGGCCGGGGCAGAUUGUGCCUUGUCGGACCGUCUGGGGCCAGCACGGACGGAGACUGGCGGCGGGGAUCUUCUUCCAGCGACACAUUGCCACUCGCUAAGGAAAAUAUACCCCCCUUGUAUAUAGUGACCCGUUCGAACGCCUGGACUCUGAUCCAGGGAGGCGAAGUCUAUUAUUGGCAUGGAUGGUCUGAUAUGAGCCAAGAUCGGUCCCGAGAACGUGCAGUAGGAUAUCAUGACCAGCACGAUGAUUCGUGGGGAGUGAUCCAGCAGUCGCCAUCAUUGCCAUCUGUGCACGCAGUCCAU
Molecule: messenger RNA, 2472 nt
Organism: Aspergillus candidus
Lineage: Eukaryota; Fungi; Ascomycota; Eurotiomycetes; Eurotiales; Aspergillaceae
Product: diphthine--ammonia ligase family protein
Exons: 1
Coding region: 117-2267 (716 amino acids)
Biological process (GO): protein histidyl modification to diphthamide
Molecular function (GO): diphthine-ammonia ligase activity
Source: RefSeq, a predicted model, not a curated record